GACAGAAGUGAGUGGGGUCGUUUCAGUUUGACACAAACAGAACCUCGAGAAAAAGCCAAUACUAGGAAAAAACAAACUCUUUUUCUUCUCUGCCCUCACUCCUUUCUGUAGCUUACUCUCUUUGCUUUGCCACUAACUUUAGCUCUCUCCACCUAGAAGACCUUCAUAGCUUAUCUUUUUUCUAAUAAAAUAAAUUUGGUCCAUUUAAUUUCUUUUCUUUUUUUAGAAAAAAACCCAGAAAUUCAAAUUUCUCUUUACAUACAUUGCUCGUUCUUUUUGUUGUUUGUUUGCUGGGAAAAGGAGAGAAGGUUGUGGUUUUUAAAAGGUAUUUGUUAAGCAAGCAAAUGGGUUUUGAGAGUUUGGGGAUGGUAUGUGUUGGGUUUUUGCUGGUUUUGACUGUGCCGUUUACUGGUGGAAUUACUGACCCUCGUGAUGUUUCAGCAAUGAAUAGCUUAUAUACUUCUCUGGGUUCCCCACCACUUCUUGGGUGGAUUCCUGUUGGAGGAGAUCCGUGUGGGGAAGAAUGGCAGGGCGUUUCAUGUGUUUUCUCGAAUAUUACAGAACUACGACUUAAUGGCUUGAAUCUGGGAGGAGUUUUGGAUGAAGGCGUUGGAAGCUUCGAAUCAAUAAUAGUAAUGGAUCUAAGUCACAAUCAGAUUGGAGGGAGUAUUCCAUCCGCCUUACCUCUUACCAUCAGAAAUUUUUAUCUUUCAGGUAAUCAGUUCAAUGGGAGCAUCCCUGCUACUUUGUCUGCCUUAACUCAACUAACAUAUUUGUUUUUGGAUGAUAACCAUUUAAGUGAUUCAAUUCCAGAUUCCUUUCAACAGCUUAAGGGUUUGGUCAAUUUGGAUCUAUCAAGAAAUAAUUUGACUGGUCAGUUGCCUCCAUCAUUUGGGAACUUGUCAUCUCUUACAACAUUGCACUUGCAGAACAAUAAACUUUCUGGGAUCCUUGAUGUCCUACAGGAUCUUCCCCUUUCAGAUUUGAAUGUAGAGAAUAACAUACUUUCUGGCCCUAUACCUGCGAAGUUGCUGAAUAUUCGAAAUUUCAGGAAAGAUGGAAAUCCCUUUAAUACUACGAUUCUUCCUUCACCACCACCAGCACUCCCUGCAUAUAUAGCCUGGGCUCCAUCUCCUUUAGAAGGAUCUAUGGUACCAGCUGGUGGACCUUCUAGCCUAGAAUUUCCUCAGUGGGCAAAGGCAAGAAAGUUUUGGACGAAUAAGAUAGUUAUUGGGAUUGCUGUUGCAGGACUUAUAGCACUUGUUGUUUUAGGAGUGUUGCUGCUUUUAGUGUGGAGAUGCUGUAAAAGAAACAAAAGUUCUGACAGGCAUGGUGUGAAUGCAUAUAAGGGCUCUAGUGAGAAGCUCAGCCGAAUUAAUAAAUCAUCAUCUCAACCAACUUAUCAAAUGGAGAAAGUUGCUAAAGAGGCAGCUAUGAAGCCAGUGGAUGGAUGUGGAAAAGAAAGUGGAGGAAUAGGAAUAAGUUCAAAGUUACAAGAAGAACAGUUUCUUGAUGAAACUACGAUGCCUGCAAGUUCAAGGGCCAAGAAAAAUCAUGCAAUAAACAUCAGAGGUGUGGAUGUGAAGUCCAUGUCCUUGCGGCCUCCACUACCUCCUCCUUUAUUUCCCUCUGUGGAGGAGGUCAAUAUAAGCCCAAUCAUUCUAGCAGAAGUAAAUGGAGGUGGUCGCUCUUCUAGAGGUCAGGACUCAUGUUCUUUGACCGUGAGUGCCUUCACCAUUGCAUCCCUACAGCAGUAUACAAACAGCUUUGCAGAGGAAAAUUUUAUUGGAGAAGGCAUGCUUGGUGGUGUGUACAUGGCUGAGUUUCCAGAUGGAAAGCUACUUGCCAUCAAGAAACUGGAUACUAGAGCUUCCAGGUGGAAGAAUGAUGCUGAAUUUCUUGAAUUAGUGUGUACUAUCUCUAAACUUAGGCAUCCGAACAUUUUGGAGCUUGUGGGUUACUGUAAUGAGCAUGGGCAACGGUUACUUGUGUAUGAAUAUUGCAAAAAUGGGACACUGUAUGAUGCAUUGCAUGUUAAUGAUGGGAUCCAUAAGAAACUUUCAUGGAAUGCACGUGUCCGAGUGGCGCUAGGAGUUGCAAGAGCCAUACAGUAUCUGCAUGAAGCCUGUCAGCCACCAAUCGUGCACAAGAAUAUAAAGUCUGUGAAUAUUCUCCUUGAUGACAAGCUUGCAGUUCGUGUCUCAGAAUGUGGUUUGGCUCCUUUGUUCUCAUCUGGCUCUGCAAGUGAGUUUUCUGGAAGCCUCUUCGUAUCCUAUGGUUAUGCAGCACCAGAAAUUGAGUUUGGAAGUUACACUUGUCAGAGUGAUGUCUAUAGCCUAGGAGUUGUAAUGUUAGAACUUCUCACAGGGCGAGAACCCUUUGACAGGUCACGGCCUCUGGGGGAGCAAUUUCUUGUUAGAUGGGCGAUUCCGCAGCUUCAUGAUAUUGAUGCAUUAACUAGGAUGGUUGAUAUCACUCUUAACGGAGCGUAUCCGGUGAAGUCAUUGUCACGCUUUGCUGAUAUAAUAUCUAGAUGUGUACAGUGGGAGCCUGGAUUCAGGCCUCCAAUAUCUGAAAUUGUCCAGGAUCUUUUGCGCAUGAUUUAGAGCUGAAUCUUAAACAAUUGGCUGUAUAAUUAAUGUCUCACAAAAGGAAAAUGAAGCAGAAGAGAUGUCAGCUUGAGAAGAAUGAGUGAUUGCAAGAUUAAGAAGUUGAAUCCGAUGAAACUUUCCUGGAAGGGUGCUUAUUGCUUGAAGCGGCAGCCUAAUUGUGUUAGAAAAUCCCAAUGGCGAUCUAAUAGCAAAUUUGUUCCAGCCUCACCCAUUUUGUUUCUUCUUUUUAUUGGGGAGGUGCUAAUAUUAUUGUUCAUUAAUUUACUAUUAUCUCUGCCAAAACUGUUUUCCAGUGUGGUCUGGUCAUUUGAGAUCUAACUAGAUUAUAUUAACAUUAAUAGCCGUGUUCCCUCUAUUUAACUUUUAAUUACAUUUACUGAAAUCAUUUUAAAAAAAUUUUCUUUUCGACAGAUUGUUCAUUGGCCCUUCCAUGGAAAAAAAAGAAAUGAAAAUAAUAAAAAUAUGGAAAGUUGAAGACAGAUUCUUGGGUUUGAUGGGUGUCUAAGAUGUAAGCGUUAAGUCUUUCUA
This is a messenger RNA of Durio zibethinus, 3140 nucleotides long. RefSeq names its product protein STRUBBELIG-RECEPTOR FAMILY 3-like. Gene Ontology annotation, molecular function: protein binding; protein kinase activity; ATP binding. The record is from RefSeq and is a predicted model, not a curated record. Gene Ontology annotation, biological process: protein phosphorylation. Lineage: Eukaryota; Viridiplantae; Streptophyta; Magnoliopsida; Malvales; Malvaceae.